AUGUUGGAGCUGACUUGGAAAAGCAAUGGAAGACAUGGUGGUGUGUGGGAACGUUUUAUAGAAGCUGUCUUUUUUACAGGCCUGCAAGAAAAAUUCCGGAGAGGUUGCUGUGGCGACGGUGUUAACUCUCCAGACGAAAAGGUGAGGGAUGGUUUUCUCUUCUGCUUCGUCAUAAGAUCCGGUGUUGAAUGUGGUGGUAGCUGUGUAGAUUCAGCUGUUUUUGAGGUUGGCUUGGUUGCUGUCAUGAUUAGGAAUAAGUGUGUCGCUCGUAUAUCAUUUGUUUUCUGCAAGGACAAGGUGGGUAAGCUUAGAAAGCAAAUUACUCUUGCUCUUGCAGAAUCCAUAGCCAUUGAAUCUUGA
This is a messenger RNA of Sphenostylis stenocarpa, 360 nucleotides long. The record is from the annotation of a GenBank genome assembly. NCBI's taxonomy places the organism in Eukaryota, Viridiplantae, Streptophyta, Magnoliopsida, Fabales, Fabaceae.